AUGGCUGGCAGAACUCCGUCGGUGGCGCCAGCCGUCGUCGCGAUCCUGCUCGUGGCUUCCUUCGCAGCGAAUCUCGCGCCGAGAGCAGCGGCGCAGACGUGCGUCGCGUCGACGAUCGCAGGAUACAGCGUCGCGGUACCACUCGGCGACACCCUCAUUCUCCACUGGAAGACACCCAACUCAACCACCCUCAACCUCCUUCUAGAGUCCACCGCGCCUGGCUGGGCGGCAGUGGGGUGGUCAACGGACGGCAGAAUGUCUGGCAGUGACGCCGUGGUGGGCAACGUGGGUGAUCCGGCCACUGUUCAAGCAUACACGCUCUCUUCCAAGAUACUCGGCGGUCAGAACCCAACCACUUCUUUCAAGCUUGGCAACACGUCUGUGACUGCGAAUGGCGACUCGACUUACAUCAAAUUCUCCCGCACCGAGGGUACAGGGAACGUGCCUGUGCAGCUGUCUGGCGCCUCUGCAAUCAUCUAUGCUUCCUCACCAGACGGCUCCACCUCUUUUUUCUACCAUGGCCCCUUCAGGGGAUCGGCGGUUGUCGAUUUCUCCUGCAAGGUGGAAGGAGGAGAACCAGCACCAGCACCAGCAGCACCUGCCACACCACCUGUAACGCCACCCUCGGGCUCUUCACCUCCCACUGGCAGCACCAGUUCCCCACCACCCCCUUCCUCCACGCCAGUACAGCCAACACCCACUGCUUCCCCCCCACCACCGCCCAAGGCAGGGGGCCUGGCUGUUGGUCGUGCACAUUGGCUGCUACCUGUGGCUCUGAUUGCUGGGCUCCUUCCUUAUUUAGUGGGUGUGCUGCUGACCUCCUGCAAGCUCGCAGGUGAAAAUCCAGACAUCAAAUUCGGCUUCUCAGGCUACUCCAUUGGGUCAGGCGAAGCAGUCCCGAGAAAUGGUAUCGUCGUUCGGCCAAAUGAAGUGUACAGGCUGACUCUAAGAGUCAAACCCUCGUCCGUUGGGGUUCUUAAAGCCAUCCUGGUGUUCAAUUUCAAGAACUUCCUGAUCGGACGGUAUCUGAACAUCCUGGUCGAGGACCAGGUGACCAAAUCAAUGGCUCCCACGGCGCCGUUCGAACCGCAGCAGCGGAAAUCGCGGCAGGAGGAGGAGCCGCCCGCUGAAAUCCUACCAGGCGUUGAGCCCGAGGGGUGGAAACGAGCCGGCGAGCAAUUGGCUAAAAUCCCGUGGUUUGGAAUCCCCGAGUGGGUUCGGGAGACGUAUGAAGGCAUGCAUCACGGUGAAAUGCAGUUACCGGGGUUUGAGGGCCCUGUGACUCUAGACACGUACAAGAAGCGGUUUGAGCUGCUGUUACACGUGGAGGAGCUUCAAAUGGAGGCGGACAUUCGUUACUAUGACAUGAAGGGAGUCCCUGUGCUGCCUUGCGGGAGUCGCCAGGGGGGAGAGUUUUACCAGCUGACGGUGCCUGGGCUGGCUGAGAAACGCCCGUCUGUGCUGUUUGGCGAUCGGGUGUAUCUGACCUUCACGAAUGAGGAGGGAGCACGGAGGCGGAUUGAGUAUCAGGGCUUCGUGCACAGGGUGGAGAGGGAGAGCGCCAUGCUGCGCUUCCACCCUGACUUCCAGCGUCGCUUCAUCCGCGGGCAGCUCUUCAACGUGCGCUUUGAGGUGCCACGUGGACCAGUCAGGGCGUGCCACCUGGCGCUGGGGCUUGCGAACCGGCACCUGGGGCAGCACGUGUUGAUGCCUUCAGAGAUCCCUCAAAGGCUCUUCAGCAUUGAAAUCCCCGCCAUCCGACCCUUUGAUCGCCAGUUGAACGUGGAGCAGCGGGAGGCGGUGGCACAGCUGCUGGUGCGCUCUCGCCUGCAGCUCAGUGCCCGACCCGAGCCAUACCUCCCUCCAUACAUUGUGUUUGGCCCGCCUGGCACGGGCAAGACAAAGACGGUUGUGGAGGCCAUAUUGCAGGUGGUCAAGGGGAUGCCCUCUGCACGGGUGCUCGUGUGUGCACCGUCCAACAGCGCAACAGACAACAUCGCACUCCGCCUCAAAGGCAACUUGCAGGUGCGUGAAAUGCUGCGCCUGAGCCAGAGGGUUCCUUUGUCUGACAUUGGGGUGGUUACCCCGUAUCGGAAGCAGAUGCAGAAGCUGCAGGUGCUGCUGCGAGGGAAGGGGAUGGGGGAGGUGAAGGUGGGGAGUGUGGAGGAAUUUCAGGGGCAGGAGAGGCGGGUUGUGAUUGUAUCGACGGUGCGGUCGAGUCAACAGUUUGUGGAGUUUGAUUAUAAGCACAACCUGGGGUUCCUGGCGAACCCUAAGAGGUUCAAUGUGGCUGUAACGAGGGCGAAGCAGCUGCUGAUUAUUGUGGGAAACCCCAACCUUCUGGCUCAGGAUCGCUGCUGGGGCGCGCUGCUGCAGCUCCUCCUCUACUACCAUUAG
Closterium sp. Yama58-4 is the source of this 2397-nucleotide messenger RNA. The record is from the annotation of a GenBank genome assembly. Lineage: Eukaryota; Viridiplantae; Streptophyta; Zygnematophyceae; Desmidiales; Closteriaceae.